This is a messenger RNA of Grosmannia clavigera kw1407, 2817 nucleotides long. RefSeq names its product ankyrin repeat protein. Gene Ontology annotation, cellular component: nucleus. Lineage: Eukaryota; Fungi; Ascomycota; Sordariomycetes; Ophiostomatales; Ophiostomataceae. The transcript has 8 exons. Gene Ontology annotation, biological process: positive regulation of transcription from RNA polymerase II promoter by galactose. The record is from RefSeq and is a predicted model, not a curated record. Gene Ontology annotation, molecular function: zinc ion binding; DNA-binding transcription factor activity, RNA polymerase II-specific; protein binding. The coding region runs from base 1 to 2817 and encodes 938 amino acids.
AUGGCCUCGUUUCGAACCCUGCUGCCUGCGGCUGGCGCACACCGUCCGGAAGACUCUCCGGACGACGGGCCGCCUUCCAUGCAUCCCCAUCGGCCGCUCCUCAAGCGCAUCCGCAGCGUGCCACAGGCCUGCCAGAUGUGCCGGCAGAUGAAGGCCAAGUGCGAUGGUGGCAGGCCUCGCUGCGGCAACUGCAUCGACCGUGACCGGCCGUGUGGCUACGAGGGCGAGGCCGGCCAGUCGCGCCAGGCGGCCAUGCGGUCGAGGCUUGCGGCCUACGAGAACGUCUUUGCAUCGUUGCGCCAGGCCUCACAGGCCGACUCCGAGCGGCUGUUGUGCCGUCUGCGCGUCCUGGACGAUCCCGUUGCGAUGCUGCGCGAGACCGGCGGCUCGACCACGGUGCCGUCUUCGGCCUCAUCUCCCAGGGUUGCUACGGCUUCGACUCUCGCAGCGGCUGCCGUACUGUCAUCUCCUAUAGCUGCCUCGGCCACCGGCUCUGUCUCCGACUCGGGCGACGAGCUGAGCGCCAGUCCUCCCAAGAAACCCGCCCAGAUGUCCCCCUCCGGCCUUCACAGCACCAUCCUCGUCGAGCUCGCCAUGCCUGGGGCUGCCGUCACGGCCAAGGCGCUCUCCGAGUUCUACAAACACGGCGGAAAGCUGCAGCACGUCUUCGCCGAAGACGAGGCCGGCCGGCUCUACGCCAUGCUCUUCGGCUCCCCUGCACCGGUGUCGACCUCGGACAAUAACCGGAGCAUCGCCACAGCCUGCGUUGCCUCGAUCGUUGCUGUCGGCAUGCAAACCUCGCCCGACCUGUUCACCCCCGAUCAGGCCCGGACAGCCUACAAUCUGGCCAAGCACUACUUUGAGCUCGUCAUGGAAGCGGCCCCGUUCACCGCUAUCAAACUCGCCACCAUGCUGGCCAUCUUCAACCUCAUGGCGCAGAACACGGUAGCACUCAUGUGGAUAGGCGUCGGCUUGAAGCUGUGCCGCACACAUGGCCUUUUCCAUAAGACGCCUAUCGAUCCGAUAAUAGCAUUGGACGAGUGGGUGAAGCUGCGAAGGUCCUGGCGAAUACUUGUUUGCCUGUCGUGCUGGCUAUCCUUCACCAUAGGUUCGAUAUCCGGACAGGAGGUUGAGUUUGAGAGAGUCAAUCCGUCGGCGAUGGAGUUCGAGGCAGUGCCGAGUAUCGAAGAAGCCAUCGAGGCGGAGUCUGCCAAGAUUGCCGUGCUCACCGUCGAGAUCUUGCGGGUGCACUUUGCGUUCAAGGAGAUCACCGUGCUGUCGUUCGAGUCGGUCCUGCGAGACCUGCAGAGCUGGCACAACAAGCUGCCCUUCCAACUGUACCUGGCGAACCUGAACGACAGUCUCUUGUCGCCCGAGACGCAGCGCGAGGCCUCGCGUCUCCACCUGAUGCACCUGGGCGCCAUCGUUCUGGUGUACCGCCGCAUGGCGUCGCAGUUCAGCUGCAUAGAAAACACCCAGGCGAGCCGCCAGAUCCUCGUCCAGGGCCUCGACGGCAUACCUGACAGCCUUCUGCGGCAGGGCAUCGCAGCAGCACGCACGACGGCCCGCAUCCUGUCCCAUCUCGUCGACAGUCAGCGCAUUCCGAGACGGUGUUGGGUUGUCAUAAUCCAGGCAUACACGUGCUGUAUCGUGAUUCUCCACGUUGUCGCGCAGCGGCAGCUGCAUCGAUGCCACCCCGACACGUGGGAGGGCGAUCUGCAGCUGGCCCGCGUGUGCCUCCAGGUGCUCAACUACAGCGGUGCCGUGGACGACGUGGCGAAGGAGUUCCACGGGAAGCUGCAUCCCGUCUUCGUGGAUCUGUCCAGGGACCAGUGGUCGCGCGGCUACGGCAUGGCCGGCAGUGAGACAGGCUCGGCCGAGCGCGGCCAUGUCGGCUUCGAGAGCGUGUCGUUGCUCCUGACUGCUCCUCUCACUACAGACCCCGGGCACCUCGGUACAUCCCUCGACUUGAUGGCCAUGUUGGGCCGACCAUUCCGCAGCCUCUGGGCCAUGAACGCACUGUCAGAUGACGGCCGGCCGGCCAGAAGACCGAACCUAGAACUCCCGCAGCUUUCGGAGUGCCUGUCUCGCCAUGUCUGGACGCGAGGAGGUGCACGAGGCAAGCCGGCCACCCCGACGUUCUCGCCCGUGUGUGUCGGUCGAUCCCGUGCUAACCGGCGUCUGCAGGGCGCGUCUGUGCAGGAGCAGCUGGUCGAGGCCUGCCGGCGCAACAACACCGACCUGCUGUCGGAGGUCUUGGAGGGCCGGUCGGAAGACGAGAUCGCCCGGCUGCUGAACGAGACCACAACGGUGAUGGGGAAUCACCUGUACCACGAGGCAGCGGCGGCAGGAAACUACGAGAUCAUCGACAUGCUCCUCGACCAGCCCGGCUUCGAGUGCGAUCCUCUGUCCCGCCGCGAAAAGGACACGCCCCUGCACACGGUCGUGCGCUGGUCCAACAAGGAGCCGCCGGCCCAGCAGCCGUUCGCCCAGGCGCUCGUCGAGAUGAUGCUCGAGGCUGGGUCUAACCCGCGGCUGAAGAACGGCGCCGGCCUGACGGCCACCCAGCUGGUCGACCCGCGCUACCCGGGCCUGCGGCAGGUCAUCCAGCGCCACGAGUACGCGCAGCUCAACGCCGGCGACUUUGUUGAGGCCGACGCGCCCAAAGCCAAGAAGAACAAAACCUCGGCACCUUCGGCACCUUCGGCACCUUCGGCAGCCAAGAACGACGACGACGACGCCGACUUUAGCGGCAGCGACGAGGGCGAGCGCGCCGAGUGGGAACGCAAUCACAAGGCCCAGCGAGCCCGGACCUGA